AUGAAAAAUUUGAUUUUCAUUUGCUUAUUAGCUAUGGUCUUAGCAUAGCAAGUUUAAUACACAAACAGAUGUAAUGAUUGUGGAUAAUUAAAAUCACAGAAUGAUUGUGAAUAAGAAGUAACAGUUACAGGAGCUUGUGAAUGGGUGGCUGCAUCAGGAACAACAGCAGCAAAAUGCUAAAAGAAAACAACAGUCGAUCCAGUUGCUUCAUUCAAACCUUAUUGUGAACUUGUUGAUAAGCCUGAAGCCAACUGUGCUAAAACUUUUGGAUGUGCUUAUGUUGACUCAAAAUGUACACAUUUUACAGGAUGUCCAGCAUAUGUUAAAACUACAACAACAGACUGCUAGGCUAUAUCCUAUUUUUGUGUUAGUGAUGGAAAUGCAUGUAUUGAAGCUAAGGAGUGCAAGGCUUACACAUAAUAAUAAUGUGAGUCUACUCCAAGUAUCUCAGGAAUCUUGAAAUGUAAAUGGGAUACAACUGCUGGAGCUUGCAGAGAUUAUGCUUGCUCAGAGGCUGAUGCCACUCUAAAUACAGAUACCAAAUGUUCAGAUUGGUUAGCUGGUUGUGUGACAAAAGGAUAAGGUUGUGUUAAUGCUCCCAGACCUGCAUGUGCUACAUACACUGGAGAUGAUGCUGCUUGUUAAUCAUUCAUUGGAUCAGAUGGAAAUUGUGAAUUAGCAACUGGAACAACAAACUGUAAAGCCAAGGAAUGCGCAAAUGCACCAACAUCAUUAGCAUCUGAUGAUGACUGUAAGGCUUAUUAGAAAGGAUGUAUCACAACAGGAAAAGGUUGUGUUUUGGCAACAACAAAACCAUUAUGUUCAACCUAUUCAGGUGAUAACACUACUUGUGUUGGAUAUCUUGGAUCAGAUGGAGUUUGUGAAGGUGAUGCUGGAGGUUCUAAAUGUAGAGCAAGAAAAUGCGAAAAUGGAGCAUUCAAUACUGAUGAACUUUGCAAAUAAUAUUAAAGCAGUUGUAAGACAAAUGGAAAAACAUGUGUUUCAGCAUUAUCAGCUUGUAAUACAUAUAAAGGAACAGCCACUACUUGUGCUGUCUACAUUGGUACUGAUGGAUAUUGUAAAGGAACAAGUACAACAACUGAAGCAUCAUGUGCACCAAAGGUUUGUGACGAAGCUCCAGAUACAACUACAACAGAUGAUGCAUGUGCCAAAUAUUAAGUUGGAUGUGUUACUACAGGAAAAGGAUGUGUUACUAAGGCUAAUUUGAAAUCCUGUACUUCUUAUGAUGGAGAUACUACAAGUUGCUAAUCUAGAGUAGGAACUGAAGGAAAAUGUACGUGGAAGAGUGGAACCAAAUGUGUUGCUAGAGAUUGCGCUUCUGCUGCUAGUAAUGUUAAUACUAACCCACUUUGUGCCAAUUAUUUCACUAAUUGUGUUACAACAGGAUCUGGAUGUGUUUCAUAAACUACUUGUGAUGCAACUGUCAAAUAAUAAAGUUGUGAAGGUACUAAUAAUUGCUCAUGGUAACCAAUUUGUACUAGUAAUACAGCCUGCAGUGAUUAUAAGAAAAAAUCAAUUUGUUUAGCAAAUUAAGCUAGAAUCAAAACAUAAGAUGGAGUAGAUGAUUAAGGAAAUCCAAAAUACAUUUAUGUAACAGGAAAAUGUGGUUGGUUGAAUAAUGCUUGCAAAGAUUUGGCUUGUUCAGAUUUAACAGGAGCGUAUUACAAUACUGAUGCAAAUUGUGCAGCAGAACUAUCAACCUGUAUUAGUAAUAGAGUUGAUGCUUGCAUAACCAAAUAUGACUGUAGCAAACUUCUUGGAACAUAAUCAACAUGUUUAAGUUAUCCAGGAUAUUGUACUAAUGUUGCUUCAGCUACAGAUACAACACCUUGUGUGUCAAGAAAAUGUGCAGAUAAUACAGAUGCAACAGAUAAUGCUACAUGCGCUACUUUCUUACCAGGAUGUAUUAGUAGUGGAAAAGGUUGUGUUGACUACACUACUCCAUGCACAUCAAUGAAAGGAACCUAAGAAAAUUGCAAUAAGCUAUUUGCUUAUAAGAGUGGAUCAAGCACCAACUUUACAACAUAUUAAUGCUACAAUAGUGCAAGUGCAACUGAUAGUGAUUUUUGCAAAGUAAAAACUUGCAAGUUGGCUGAAAACUAGACUGAUGGUUCAUGUGGAUCAUUUUUAGAUGGAUGUGUCUAUAAUGGUAAUGCAGGCUGUGUUGAUCCUAAGGCUGCUGACACAACUUGUGCAAGUUACACAGGUGUCGCUGCAUUUUGUGAAUCAGCAAUUGUAGGAACCAAUAGUUCAAAAUAUUGCUUCGGAACAGCUACAUCAGGUGCUUGCAAAACUAGAGAAUGUACAGAUAAUACAACAGCCACAAAAGAUGAGGAUUGUGAGGCUUUCUUGACAGGAUGCAUAGCAAAAUCUGAAGGAGGUUGUGUUGCUAAAUCUGCAAGACAGUGUGCUGCAUAAACAGGAACUGUUGCUACUUGUCCCAAUUUUAGUGGUGGUUUAUCUCCAAGUUGGACAAAGGUUGCAUGCACAAGAUAUGAUACUUGUGCAGAUAGAGUUUGUUCAGACAAAGCAAGUCCUUCAUAAGCUUCAGAUUGCACAGAUUAUAAAUCAACUUGUAGGUUUUUAAAGGCUGGAGCUCCAUGUAUUGAUGCAGGUCUUUGUACUAGUUACUCUACCCCUGAUACUGCUACAACUGAUUAAUAAAAGUUUGAUUAUUGUACAACUAUUAAAGAUAACAGUGGAUAUGUUUGUGGUUGGGCUUCAGGAACAAAGUGUGCAGUUAGAACUUGUGAUUAAUUCUUGAGCACAUUUACUACUUCAUUGACAUGUGUUACAUAUUUAUAAAAGGGUGUUUCAAGUGCAGCAGCUGAUACAUGUAAAUUAGCAGGAACAUUCUGUUAUUUACCAAAUAAGGCAAAUUGUGACUAUGCAUUCCCAACUGGAAUUACUACAGAUGCUUAAAAAUUAACACAAUGUUAGAAAUAUGUGAAUAUAUCUGGAGUGUUUUGCUCNAAGCUAGAAUCAAAACAUAAGAUGGAGUAGAUGAUUAAGGAAAUCCAAAAUACAUUUAUGUAACAGGAAAAUGUGGUUGGUUGAAUAAUGCUUGCAAAGAUUUGGCUUGUUCAGAUUUAACAGGAGCGUAUUACAAUACUGAUGCAAAUUGUGCAGCAGAACUAUCAACCUGUAUUAGUAAUAGAGUUGAUGCUUGCAUAACCAAAUAUGACUGUAGCAAACUUCUUGGAACAUAAUCAACAUGUUUAAGUUAUCCAGGAUAUUGUACUAAUGUUGCUUCAGCUACAGAUACAACACCUUGUGUGUCAAGAAAAUGUGCAGAUAAUACAGAUGCAACAGAUAAUGCUACAUGCGCUACUUUCUUACCAGGAUGUAUUAGUAGUGGAAAAGGUUGUGUUGACUACACUACUCCAUGCACAUCAAUGAAAGGAACCUAAGAAAAUUGCAAUAAGCUAUUUGCUUAUAAGAGUGGAUCAAGCACCAACUUUACAACAUAUUAAUGCUACAAUAGUGCAAGUGCAACUGAUAGUGAUUUUUGCAAAGUAAAAACUUGCAAGUUGGCUGAAAACUAGACUGAUGGUUCAUGUGGAUCAUUUUUAGAUGGAUGUGUCUAUAAUGGUAAUGCAGGCUGUGUUGAUCCUAAGGCUGCUGACACAACUUGUGCAAGUUACACAGGUGUCGCUGCAUUUUGUGAAUCAGCAAUUGUAGGAACCAAUAGUUCAAAAUAUUGCUUCGGAACAGCUACAUCAGGUGCUUGCAAAACUAGAGAAUGUACAGAUAAUACAACAGCCACAAAAGAUGAGGAUUGUGAGGCUUUCUUGACAGGAUGCAUAGCAAAAUCUGAAGGAGGUUGUGUUGCUAAAUCUGCAAGACAGUGUGCUGCAUAAACAGGAACUGUUGCUACUUGUCCCAAUUUUAGUGGUGGUUUAUCUCCAAGUUGGACAAAGGUUGCAUGCACAAGAUAUGAUACUUGUGCAGAUAGAGUUUGUUCAGACAAAGCAAGUCCUUCAUAAGCUUCAGAUUGCACAGAUUAUAAAUCAACUUGUAGGUUUUUAAAGGCUGGAGCUCCAUGUAUUGAUGCAGGUCUUUGUACUAGUUACUCUACCCCUGAUACUGCUACAACUGAUUAAUAAAAGUUUGAUUAUUGUACAACUAUUAAAGAUAACAGUGGAUAUGUUUGUGGUUGGGCUUCAGGAACAAAGUGUGCAGUUAGAACUUGUGAUUAAUUCUUGAGCACAUUUACUACUUCAUUGACAUGUGUUACAUAUUUAUAAAAGGGUGUUUCAAGUGCAGCAGCUGAUACAUGUAAAUUAGCAGGAACAUUCUGUUAUUUACCAAAUAAGGCAAAUUGUGACUAUGCAUUCCCAACUGGAAUUACUACAGAUGCUUAAAAAUUAACACAAUGUUAGAAAUAUGUGAAUAUAUCUGGAGUGUUUUGCUCAUUUAAGACAGGUGAUGCAACUUGUACUUAACAAGACAAAUGUGAAAAAUUAGUUUCUUAAACAUCUGCUUAAGUUUGUAAUGAUGUUUUAGGUUACUCUAACGGAAUAUGCUAAAAAGUGAGUAACACAGGUUGCUUAUCAACUGUUGCUGCUUGCGGAAGUUAUACCUUAGAUUCCUCACUAAGUGAUGCUAAUAAAAAGGCUGCUUGUGAAUCUUUGAAACUUGUUAAUGAUGUUACAAAAUUCGGUUUAGGAACUGCAACAUAUACAGGAUGUACAUGGUCGACUGGUAAUACAUGCACAGCAUACACUUGUGCUACUAUCUCCUCAGCUACAAGUUAAAAAGAUUGUGACAGCAAAUUUUCAGGAUGUUAUUAUUAUGCUGGAAAAUGCUAUGCAGCAGUUGCAGCUGGCUCUUGUCCAACAGUUUUCCCAUCUGAUGCAGACACAGAUACUAAGAAGGCUAAUUAUUGUAAGUCAGUGUAUGAAACUACUAAAGGAUAUUGUGAAAUUAAAGCUGAUGGCACAGGUUGUCAAACUCCAGCAAAUGCUGAUUGCGUUCUCACAUUAUCUUCUGCUUGGACCAAAGCUACCUUUGAUGGAGCUACUCCAACAACUGAUGCAUUUUGCAUUACCCAAUCUAUUAAAGACAAAACUAAAUAUUGUAUCAAAGAUGACGCAGCCAAGUGUAAAGCAGGAACUUGUGAAAACAUUACAGCAACUAGUUAAAAUGAUUGUGAUCUACAUUUAACUGGAUGUGUAUUCUCAGCUGGUAAAUGUAGAACACCAAAAGGUGGUAUUUCUGUUGUUGGAGACUGUGCUGACACAUCUAAACUUCCUUUUACAGAUGCCACAGGUUUGGCAGGUAGCGCUAAAACUGCAUAUUGCUAAAUCUUUUCAAAAGAUGGAGCAACUGUAUUCUGCACAUACGAUGAAUUUCAUGCGACAACUUAAACAGCUUGUGUAGCUGCAGGAAACUGUGACUCAUAUACAACAUUACCCGCCGGUGAUGCAGCUAGAUAAACCUAUUGCUUGAGUAAAAUAAAUUCCACUGGUAAAAAAUGUGGAUUUACAGCUGGAGCCGCUAAAUGCAGAGAUUUUGAUUGUUAAGAUAUUGCAAGUCCAACAUCUUAAGUUGAUUGUGACCUCUAAGCAAAUUCAUUAAAAUGUGUUUAUUAUAAAGGAACUUGUGUAAAUGAUGAUAAUACUUGUGAUAAAGUUCCAGCCGUUGGAACCUCAGCAGAUGAUAAAAGAUCAUACUGUGCGGGUACAUCACUUGCAGAUACAUGUACUUAUGCCGUUGGUACUUACUGUGUAAAGUAAGAUACAUGCGAUACAUAUGAUGUGACAGAUGCAACAGAUAAAGCAGCUGCUUGUGGAGCUUUAUCUGACGGAACUAAUAAAUGCACAUUUAUUCAAGGUACUAAGUGUGUCACAGUGGAUAUUUGUAGUAAAUACGAUGGAACAACUACAGCAGCUCUUGGACCCGCAUCUGGUUCAGAAGAAGCAUAAUGUAAAGCCGUUAAAUCAAAAACCAAUUACCCAUGCAUGAAAGAUGCUGAUAAGAAAUGCAAAGCAUAAGCUUGUACCGAUAAUGACGCCAGUGCUACAGAUUGUGCUAAUAAUGCUCCAGAUUGUAUUUAUUAUUCAAGUAAAUGCAUUUCCAAAGAUACUUGUGCAAAUUAUACAGCAUAAGGUAGUGAUGAUGCAGCCAAAUAAACUUGGUGUGAAGGAGUUGCAAAUUCAUCAGGAGAUUUAUGUGCUUGGGAUUCUACAAAUAAAAAGUGUAAAGAUAGAGUAUGCGGUGAUAAAUAAUUCUAUACAGACUUUGAUUGUUCAAGUUACCUCAAAUCUUGCAAGACAAAUGGUUAAACAUGCGUUACUUCAACUACUCAAUGCAAUUCACUUAAUGGAUCCACAGAAUUUUGCAAUCUCUUAUUAGAUACAACAGGAAAAGAUAGAUGUAAACCACUAGCACCAGCUUCUCCAACAGCUGCAGGAGCAUGCACAAAUAAACAAUGCUAUGACAAUGUUACAGCAACAUCUGAUUCUGAAUGUGAUUCUUAUUUGAGUGGAUGUGUCACACGUGGAACAGGAUGCAUUCCAAAUACAGAACAAUGCACAUCCUACAGAGGAACUAAAUUGUAAUGUGAAUAAUUCAAAAGAUACACUGGAUUGGAUGCUAAUAAAAAUCCAACUUAUGAAUAUUGUUCUGGUGAUGCUUCUAAUACUGCCACUGGAAAAUGUAAAGUAAGAACUUGUGCUGAUAAUACUACAGCAACAUCAGAUACUGAUUGUGCUGCUUAUUUGAAAGGAUGUAUUACAAAGGGUACUGGAUGUAUUGAUGCAACAUCAUCUUGCAGUGGAUUUAAAGGAGAUUAGGCCACUUGUGCUAAAUUCAUGGCAAGCUCAGGAAAAGAUUAUUGUUGGAACACUUCAACUGCACUAGUAACAGCUGCUUGCGCAAAGAAGAAGUGCAGUGAUAUUGCUGGUAAAAACAAUAAGGAUUGUAAUGAUGGUAUGCCACCAUUCAAGGCAACAGAUGAUCCUUUCUGUGUCUAUGAUGGAACUGGUUGUAUUGAUUAUGGAAAGAAUUGCAGUACCUUCAAUGGAACUGAAGAAACAUGCCCAACAUAUUUGGCUAAAGAUGGACCAUGCAAAGCUACUACAGUUGGAACAAUCAAAGGAGCAUGUGCUAAGAGAGUAUGCACAGAAGCACCAAAUACACUUGCAACAGAUGCUGAUUGUUAGAAAUAUCAUAAAGAUUGUUAUACAACUGGUUAUGGAUGCUCAUCUGUUAAGAACUGCAGUAAUUUGACAUCAUAAGCCGCUUGUAAAUUAAGAGCAGAAUGCACAUGGGCUAAUUAAUGUACAGCUUCUAUUACUACUUGUGCCACUUACAGUAACACCAGUUACUCGUAAUGUACCAAUUCUAAAGUCAAUGGUAAAUUCUGUGCUUGGACAGAAUCCAACUCAACAUGCAGAGCUUAAACUUGUGAAGAUUAACCAGCAACAAUUGCUUCUCAUGCUCAAUGUUAAAGCUUUGCUGAUACAUGUACUACAUCUGGAGCUGGUUGUUUGACCAUUACAACAUGUGCAUCAUACAAGACUCAAUCAAUCUGUAUUGCUGCCUCAACAACUAAAGAUGGAGUAGGAAGAUGUGGUUGGGAUACUGCAACAAAUAAAUGCAGAGCUAGAGUUUGUGGUGACAAGAACGGUUUAACUGACGAUGAAUGUAACACCUUCCUCGCUGGUUGCAAGACUAAUGGAUAAAGUUGUGUUACUGGAACCUCAUGUACUGAAUUUUCUAAUAAAUAAUUUUGUAUUAAAUCCAACUAUGGACCAUGCCUUUGGGUUAAUGGAUCAUGCUAUGAUUAUGACAGAUGUGAAGAUGCUAUCAAGAAGACACACUCUGAGUGCUAAGGAUUCUCACCAUUGUGCACAACCAAUGGAGACACAUGUAUUCCAAUUACCAAUUGUGCCAGCACAACAUUGAAGGCAUCAUGCGUCGUCGGAACUGAUGGAGCUUGCGGAUGGUUACCAACUGGAAAAUGCUAAAAGUUCGGAUAAUGCACAGAUGCCGUUGCUGCCACCAACGAUGAAUGUCUCUCAUAUGGACCAACUUGUAUUACUGAUGGAACUGCNCUAUGACAAUGUUACAGCAACAUCUGAUUCUGAAUGUGAUUCUUAUUUGAGUGGAUGUGUCACACGUGGAACAGGAUGCAUUCCAAAUACAGAACAAUGCACAUCCUACAGAGGAACUAAAUUGUAAUGUGAAUAAUUCAAAAGAUACACUGGAUUGGAUGCUAAUAAAAAUCCAACUUAUGAAUAUUGUUCUGGUGAUGCUUCUAAUACUGCCACUGGAAAAUGUAAAGUAAGAACUUGUGCUGAUAAUACUACAGCAACAUCAGAUACUGAUUGUGCUGCUUAUUUGAAAGGAUGUAUUACAAAGGGUACUGGAUGUAUUGAUGCAACAUCAUCUUGCAGUGGAUUUAAAGGAGAUUAGGCCACUUGUGCUAAAUUCAUGGCAAGCUCAGGAAAAGAUUAUUGUUGGAACACUUCAACUGCACUAGUAACAGCUGCUUGCGCAAAGAAGAAGUGCAGUGAUAUUGCUGGUAAAAACAAUAAGGAUUGUAAUGAUGGUAUGCCACCAUUCAAGGCAACAGAUGAUCCUUUCUGUGUCUAUGAUGGAACUGGUUGUAUUGAUUAUGGAAAGAAUUGCAGUACCUUCAAUGGAACUGAAGAAACAUGCCCAACAUAUUUGGCUAAAGAUGGACCAUGCAAAGCUACUACAGUUGGAACAAUCAAAGGAGCAUGUGCUAAGAGAGUAUGCACAGAAGCACCAAAUACACUUGCAACAGAUGCUGAUUGUUAGAAAUAUCAUAAAGAUUGUUAUACAACUGGUUAUGGAUGCUCAUCUGUUAAGAACUGCAGUAAUUUGACAUCAUAAGCCGCUUGUAAAUUAAGAGCAGAAUGCACAUGGGCUAAUUAAUGUACAGCUUCUAUUACUACUUGUGCCACUUACAGUAACACCAGUUACUCGUAAUGUACCAAUUCUAAAGUCAAUGGUAAAUUCUGUGCUUGGACAGAAUCCAACUCAACAUGCAGAGCUUAAACUUGUGAAGAUUAACCAGCAACAAUUGCUUCUCAUGCUCAAUGUUAAAGCUUUGCUGAUACAUGUACUACAUCUGGAGCUGGUUGUUUGACCAUUACAACAUGUGCAUCAUACAAGACUCAAUCAAUCUGUAUUGCUGCCUCAACAACUAAAGAUGGAGUAGGAAGAUGUGGUUGGGAUACUGCAACAAAUAAAUGCAGAGCUAGAGUUUGUGGUGACAAGAACGGUUUAACUGACGAUGAAUGUAACACCUUCCUCGCUGGUUGCAAGACUAAUGGAUAAAGUUGUGUUACUGGAACCUCAUGUACUGAAUUUUCUAAUAAAUAAUUUUGUAUUAAAUCCAACUAUGGACCAUGCCUUUGGGUUAAUGGAUCAUGCUAUGAUUAUGACAGAUGUGAAGAUGCUAUCAAGAAGACACACUCUGAGUGCUAAGGAUUCUCACCAUUGUGCACAACCAAUGGAGACACAUGUAUUCCAAUUACCAAUUGUGCCAGCACAACAUUGAAGGCAUCAUGCGUCGUCGGAACUGAUGGAGCUUGCGGAUGGUUACCAACUGGAAAAUGCUAAAAGUUCGGAUAAUGCACAGAUGCCGUUGCUGCCACCAACGAUGAAUGUCUCUCAUAUGGACCAACUUGUAUUACUGAUGGAACUGCUUGCAUUGCUAAAGCAGCUUGUGCUACCUAUAAGACAUAAACAGCAUGUAAUAACCUCGGAACUGAUGGUAUCUGCUAUUGGAAUGCCACUGCUAAUACUUGUAAAUUGAAGGAAUGUGGAGAUGAAUAAAAGGGUACAAACGACUAAUGCAAACUUAUCUCAGUAACUGGAGGAUCUUGCACAACUGAUGGAACCAAAUGUAUCCCAUAUGCUGCUUGCUCAAGCUAUGUUGAAGCUGGUUGUUUCUAUGGAACUGAUGGAGAAUGUAUUUUCGCAUUACCAGUUGGAGCUACUACAGGAACUAAGGCCUGCAGAUAAAAGCAAUGUGAAGAUAUCACUGGAGGAACAUCAAAUGCUAAUUGUAUGGGUGUUAUCACAGGAAAGGCUUGUGUUUCCAAUGGAACAAGUUGCAUUGCCAAGGCUGCCUGCUCAACCUAUAAGACCAUCACAUCUUGCAACGGAGGUGGUUUGGAAAACAGCAAAUCAACUGUUUGUGCUUUCACUCCCACUGGAACUGAUAAGGUUAAUGGAACAUGCAAGACCUUCACAGCUUGUGCCGAUGCUACCAAAGAUAAAUUGGCUUGCACAACCAACCCAACAUGCAAAUGGACUGAAAACUCAACAGGAACAAAUUGUGCUAAUCACGCUUGUGAUACCUUUGCCACCGGAACUGAUUGUCAACCAAUUCCAAGUUUCGAUGGAACCUCAUCCACCGUUUGUGUUCUUUAAAGCGGAAAAUGCGCUGCUGCUGAUCCAGGAACCAUGACUGAUUCCAAGAUUUGCUACACUAAAUCAGCUUACACUUAUAGUUGGAACGCCGCUACUAAUAAAUGUGAAAGUUGCAUUUCAGGAUCUGUCAAUCCAAACAAUUCAAAUGGAACUAACAAUAACACAGAUAAUGGAACAACUACCACCGACAGUGCUUACAUCUUGUCAGUUAUUUCACUCGGUCUUUUGGGAUUAAUGGCAUGA
Paramecium octaurelia is the source of this 10677-nucleotide messenger RNA. The record is from the annotation of a GenBank genome assembly. Lineage: Eukaryota; Ciliophora; Oligohymenophorea; Peniculida; Parameciidae.